Molecule: messenger RNA, 887 nt
Organism: Cyprinodon variegatus (sheepshead minnow)
Lineage: Eukaryota; Metazoa; Chordata; Actinopteri; Cyprinodontiformes; Cyprinodontidae
Gene: psmb12
Product: proteasome subunit beta type-6-B like protein
Exons: 6
Coding region: 87-740 (217 amino acids)
Cellular component (GO): proteasome core complex
Molecular function (GO): threonine-type endopeptidase activity
Source: RefSeq, a predicted model, not a curated record
AUUCUCUGCGCGUCUCGGAGCGCUGCGCCUGAGGUCGCUGUUCUGAGCGUCACGUCUCCUUCCUUUCUUUCGAUUUUACAGAGAAAAUGGAGAAACACUACACGGAGUGUAAAGUCAAAGGAGUCAGCACCGGGACCACCAUCCUGGCAGCAGUGUUUGAUGGAGGGGUUGUGAUUGGUUCAGAUUCCAGAGCAUCAAUAGGAGGGGAAUAUGUAUCUUCAAAGACCAUCAACAAGGUUAUUCAGGUUCAUGACCGGAUUUUCUGCUGCAUCGCUGGUUCACUCGCAGAUGCUCAAGCUGUCACCAAGACUGCAAAGUUUCACCUGUCCUUCCACAGUGUUCAGAUGGAAAGCCCUCCUCUGGUUAUCGCUGCAGCAUCUGUCCUGAAAGAGCUGUGCUACAAUAACAAAGAGGAGCUGCAGGCCGGCUUCAUAACCGCUGGCUGGGACAAGAAGAAAGGACCUCAGGUGUAUGUUGUGGCUCUGGGUGGGAUGUUACUCAGUCAGCCGGUUACCAUUGGCGGCUCAGGAAGCACCUACAUCUAUGGUUAUGUUGACGCUAAAUAUAAACCAAACAUGACUAAGGAAGAAUGUCAACAGUUUGCCACCAAUGCUAUUGCUCUGGCUAUGGGCAGGGACAACGUCAGCGGAGGUGUUGUUCAUCUGGUGGUGAUAACAGAAAAGGGGGUGGAGCAUGUGGUCGUACCUGGAGACAAGCUGCCCAAAUUCAAUGAUGAAUGAUUUUUAUUUCAGGCAUGAGUUUGAAAACCUAUGCUUGAAUUUAUAGUAAGGUUACUUAGAAUUCCUCAUCGACAUAAUUUGCUUUUAAUUCACAAACAAAAAUACUUUCCAUUGAGUUACAACCGUCAGACAAGGCCUCAUCUAGUU